UUCUCUGUUUCAUAACUCCCACCAAAACACAAAAACAGAACAUAAGUCUUAACAAAAAAAAAACAUUUUUCAUUCCGACAAUCAUUACAAGAAUUAGUGUUGUAAUGGAUCAUUAUGAUGGGACUAAUCUGGCGGAGAUGAGGCCGAAGAGGCGUGCGGGACGCAAAGUGUUCAACGAGACACGCCACCCAGUUUUCAGAGGCAUACGGCGGAGGAACGGCGACAAAUGGGUCUGCGAAGUCCGAGAGCCGACGCACCAGCAACGCAUUUGGCUCGGGACUUACCCCACGGCGGACAUGGCCGCGCGUGCACACGACGUGGCGGCUCUAGCUCUGCGCGGGAGAUCCGCGUGUUUGAAUUUCGGCGACUCCGCCUGGCGUCUCCCGGUGCCGGAGUCGAACCACCCGGAUGUCAUAAGGAGAGUCGCGGCUGAAGCCGCGGAGAUGUUCAGGCCGGCGGAGUACGGGAGUGAAAUCACGGUUUUGCCCUCUUACGGUAGUGAGGUGUAUAUGGGCUCUGGUUCGGGAUCGGAUGAGAGGAACGUUUAUGGAUAUGUGGAGGAGGAAGAGGAAGUGUCGACUACUAUGAUGAGACUUGCGACAGAGCCGUUAAUGUCGCCGCCGCGAUCGUAUAUGGAAGGCGUGACUCCUAAUGGUUACAUGGAAGAAGAGAUGAGUUAUGAAGAUAUGUCACUCUGGAGUUACCGUUACUAAGCGGGGAUGCACAUUAGUAUGCCUAUGUUUUUUAAAAUAUGUAAUAUGGUAAAAUGCGUGCAAUAGUAUGUGUGAGUUGUAAGAUUUUUCCCCCUUGAGGUUUUUUUUAGAUCCUCUGGUUGAGUUAGGAAGCUCCCUGAUGGAAAUAAUUUUGUAUUGUAUUUGUAAGAAUAUGUUAUAAAAUGUUUGGGGUUUUAUGUA
Molecule: messenger RNA, 914 nt
Organism: Brassica napus (rape)
Lineage: Eukaryota; Viridiplantae; Streptophyta; Magnoliopsida; Brassicales; Brassicaceae
Product: dehydration-responsive element-binding protein 1F
Exons: 1
Coding region: 105-713 (202 amino acids)
Biological process (GO): regulation of DNA-templated transcription
Molecular function (GO): DNA-binding transcription factor activity; DNA binding
Source: RefSeq, a predicted model, not a curated record